Messenger RNA from Cotesia congregata, 1559 nucleotides. NCBI's taxonomy places the organism in Eukaryota, Metazoa, Arthropoda, Insecta, Hymenoptera, Braconidae. The record is from the annotation of a GenBank genome assembly.
GUAUUUUUUGAAAAAUAAGAAAAAAAUUGAUAAAAUGGAAUUCGGGAUAAUUGAAAUAUUAAUCAUUAUCACUGGAAUUAUUUUUGGUGUUGUAUACUGGUCGACCCUUGCGCAUAAUCAUUGGAAGAAUUUGGGUGUUCCAGGCCCAAAACCAAUCCCACUGAUUGGAAACAUGGGACCUUUACUCUUUGGACAAAUGUCAUUUGUUGAUACAUGUCACAAAAUGUACAUGGAAUGGAAAAAAGAACCGUAUUUUGGUAUCUUUAGCGCACACGUACCAGUUCUGAUAGUUACCGACAUGAAUUUGAUUCGUCAAAUUUUGAUAAAGGAUUUUCACAUCUUCCCCAGUCGCGGAGUCGUCUUAAAUGACUAUGAUCCGCUAUCGCACAAUUUAUUUAAUAUCUAUGGUCAUAAAUGGAAAGUAUUGAGAAGCAAAAUCACACCCGGAUUCACAAUAGGUAAAAUUAAACAUAUGAUCAAAUCAAUGACCGAAUGUGCAGGUCGUUUUGAAAACUAUCUUUUUAAUCAAGUCGGCAAAGGCAAAGUACUUGAAUGUUCUUCACUUGCGGGUAAAUAUACAAUGGACGCCACCAUUGCUUGUGCAUUUGGUGUUAAUAUAACUUCAAUAUAUGAAGAUGACAAUCAAUUCGAAGUUAUAGCAAAACAGUUAUUUAAAGCGAGUAUUUGGAAUUUGAUGAAGCAAAUGAUAAGUGUAGCUGCACCGGGACUCUAUAAAUUUUUGGGGUUGAGGAUAUUGUCUGAAGAACAAUCAAAUUUUUUUAUCAAUUUCAUUAAACAAACUAUGGAACUUCGAGAAAGAGAAAAUGUUGUUCGAGAUGAUAUUAUUGAUAUUUUGAUAGAUAUGAAAAAAAAUCAGCAAGAUUUUGAUUUUGAGUCAACGGAUUCUUUUUUGGCGUCUCAAGCAUUCGUCUUAUUCGUGGCUGGGUACGAAGCGCCUUCAUCAACUAUUUCUUUUGCGCUUUAUGAACUAGCACUUGCUCCUAAAGUUCAAGAUAAAGUAAGAACUGAGAUCUUUGAAGUGUUAAAAACACACAAUGGUCAAUUGUCUUAUGAAGCUAUUAACGAAAUGGAGUAUCUCAAAAUGGUUAUUUACGAAACAUUGAGAAGAAAUCCACCAGGUCCUUUGAUGGUUAGGAAAGCAGCUCAGGACUACAAGUUACCUGGAAGUAAUGUAAUACUUCCUGCAGCGACAUUAAUAUCUAUUCCAACUUACAGUAUUCAUCACGAUGAAAAAUACUUUCCUAAUCCGGAAUUUUUCGAGCCUGAACGAUUCAAAGCUGAUAGAAAGCCUUCAAUGGCUUACUUACCGUUUAGUGAUGGCCCAAAAAGCUGUAUGGGUGUUAAAAUUGCAAUUUACCUAUCUGCGCUUGGACUUAUUUCUGUUUUAAAAAAUUUCAGAGUCUCUCCUUCAAAAUUUUUGGAAAUUCCUUACAAAAUAAAAAAAACUGGAUUUAUUUUAUCAGCUUCUGGCGGAGUCAAUCUUAAAUUUGAGCCAAUUAUGGAUGUCAAUUAAUUGUUAAAUUUAUUUUGAUUUUUAU